GAAAACACCCGGAAGUGUAACGUGCAGCAGCAGCAGUGGCAGCAGCAGGAUAUUUCUCUCUCUCACACACACAGGAGCUUUUUUAGUGCUUAGUUACACAUCUGGCCACCAGUUCAACUUCGUCCACCCGCCGUCAUGUCCGUGUUGUGUUAUAAUAAAGGCUGUGGACAACGAUUUGAUCCAGAAAACAACCCGGACGAUGGCUGCACCUAUCAUCCAGGAGUCCCAGUGUUCCACGAUGCUUUGAAGGGAUGGUCCUGCUGCAAGAGAAGAACCACUGACUUCUCCGACUUCCUCAGCAUUGUUGGCUGCACGAAAGGUCCCCACAACAAGGAGAAGCCGCCUGAGCCGGUGAAACCAGAUGUGACAGCGUCGGGAGACGCGGAUGACCAAAAACCAAAGUUUAACGAGUACAUCAUCUCCGCACCAAUGCCUCAGGAGGCGAUACGCAGACCAAGUGCUGAUGAGCCGAUGGUGAGAUUGCAGCAUAAAGUCUCUACCUCUCUGAAGCAGGCUCUGGAGAGGCUGAAGCUUACGGAAAACGUGGCUGAGAAGAAAGAGGAAGAUAACGACGAGAUCAAGAUUGGAACAUCCUGUAAGAAUGGAGGAUGUACUAAAAGUUUUGAUGGACCUGCAAGCGAUUCGGAUGUGUGCUUAUACCAUGCUGGAUUUCCUAUCUUCCAUGAAGGGAUGAAAUACUGGACCUGCUGUAAGAGGAAAACCUCCGACUUUAACACCUUCCUCUCUCAAGAGGGCUGCACCAGGGGAACACAUCUAUGGAGGAAAAAAGAUGCGGGUAAGAAAGUGGUUCCAUGUCGGUUUGACUGGCACCAGACGGGGGCGCAGGUCAUCAUCUCUAUCUACGCCAAGAAUGCCGUCCCGGAGCUCUGCUAUGUGGAUGCAAACAGCACCACGGUCGACAUCCAUGUUAUAUUUGAGGGAGAGAAGGAGUUUGUGCAGAAAAUCAGCUUGUGGGGAGUGAUAGACGUGAGUAAAAGCAUGAUGAACAUGCUGGCCGCCAAGAUCGAGAUAGCCAUGAAGAAGUCUGAGCCCAUGUCGUGGGCUCGUCUGGACCUUCCUCCCCCGCCCCCGCCCAAGGAGGAGAAGGAGAAGGAAGAAGAGGAGACCGAUAGCGAGGAUGAAGAUGAAUGAUGAGCAAUUAAAAUACAAACCUAGAGUGUAUUUUUAGUCCAAGGCCACACAUGCCGUUCCUUACCUCUUUAAAGAGUCGCCUCUUUUGCUGUCAUGGAACUUUGGCCUCUUCAACAUUACAGUGUUUCCCCCCUUUCAUUCUUAGUUGUACUUGAUUUUGCUCGUUUUUCUCGGGUUUGUGGUCCUUUUAUUGGUCAUGGUUGAAUGCUCGAGACUCUGCAAGUACUUUUUUUACAACAGUUUUUUCACUCAAGUACUGAAUGAUAACAGGGGGAACACUGACUUUCAGCAGAUUUUCAAUCAAAUCGGACGAUGACACACUUAAUUGCACUGAAAUCCCCCUUGAAAACGACACCACACAAAUAUGAUCGGAGUCUCGUGUGACCACGCUUAUAAAGCCUUUCACGUGGACUGCUCACAUCCAGUCAUCGUAAUGGACCACAGUUGUGACCAUCCUCUAUUUCCACCAUGUUUGGUUAAAAGAUUCAUUCCAUCCUUUAGUUUCAAAAUUUGUUUAAAUUAUUGCGUUGUUUUGUCCACCGUUAUCACAUCAGACUGUAUGUUGCCUUCAUAUAAAUAUAUAUAUAUAUAUAUAUAUUCCAUGUAUGUGCGACAAUGAAGCUGCUCUAUGUAGUUUGAGUAGGAAAUUUGAAUCUCUAAGACACUUGUAUAAUAUGGAGUUUAUUCUGAAUAAAUUGUGUAAAAAGAAAUGCAACAGUUCCUUGGGACUCUUAAACUCAGAAAUUAAGAUGCGCUCUGACUACCCCACCUUUUUUGUAGUUCAAAUUGCUCCAAUUAUACCCAAUGUAUAUUUUGUACAAGUUUUGCUUCUAAAUGGUCAAUGCUGUAUUUAUCUCCUCAUUUCUUGUCAAAGCAACCAAGCGCAGUUUUAAUAAUGAGAAUGUACUGUAAUGUCUGAGAAUGCCACUUGAAUACCAAGUAUUUUUCAGCAAAGUACUGUAUUGUAAAAAUGCUACGCUAAUACGACAUGUCUCAAGGCUUAGAAUGUAUUAAUACGAUUUGGAUGAAUGACACCAUUGUCGCAACGGUAAAAAGAUUAAGGAACCAAUUUCUCUUACCAAAAAUAAACUUUUGUUUUGAACUUUUAAAACUGGGGGUGAUCUUGUGUUGUGACCUCGUAAAACGAAACACUCCUCUUGAAUUAAUUUAGGUGUGACCUUUCAAGUGGACAUUUUGAUCCACGUACAACUUUGGGAAUUGCAGUGACUUUUACAAAAUGUCAUAAAGUUUAAGGUUAGAAUAUUGAGCUGUGGAGAUGUCUCAGACCUUGACAUCUAUGCAGACAUCACACCGCAAACAGGAAUCAAUUUAAAUGUUAAUUAAAAUGUGGCUCAGUUGACUCCCACACAAAGAUAAUAAAAGAAAGUCCCCCAAGGCUUUUGUAAAU
This is a messenger RNA of Sebastes umbrosus (honeycomb rockfish), 2560 nucleotides long. It is a transcript of the gene chordc1b, whose product is annotated as cysteine and histidine-rich domain (CHORD) containing 1b. NCBI's taxonomy places the organism in Eukaryota, Metazoa, Chordata, Actinopteri, Perciformes, Sebastidae. The record is from RefSeq and is a predicted model, not a curated record. The coding region runs from base 136 to 1152 and encodes 338 amino acids. The transcript is spliced from 11 exons.